Nanorana parkeri is the source of this 578-nucleotide messenger RNA. RefSeq names its product zinc finger and BTB domain containing 8 opposite strand (gene TSLIG1). Gene Ontology annotation, biological process: tRNA splicing, via endonucleolytic cleavage and ligation. The transcript has 7 exons. Bases 30 to 518 code for a protein of 162 amino acids. The record is from RefSeq and is a predicted model, not a curated record. Gene Ontology annotation, cellular component: tRNA-splicing ligase complex. Lineage: Eukaryota; Metazoa; Chordata; Amphibia; Anura; Dicroglossidae.
GGAAGUGAGUGUUGUGAAAUUCUUCAGACAUGGACGAGCGUUAUUACACGAUUUCUAAGGAACAAGUGGCCGUGAAGGCGAAGUACCCGGCUGUUAUCAAGAAGCACGAGUAUUUGGAUCACACUGCAGAUGUUCAGCUUCAUGCAUGGGGAGAAACUUUAGAAGAAGCCUUUGAGCAAUGUGCCAUGGCAAUGUUUGGCUAUAUGACUGACAUUGAGACUGUAGAACCCAUAGACACAGUAGAGGUGGAAGCGGAAGGACAAGACCUGCUUUCACUUUUAUACAAUUUCCUGGACGAGUGGCUGUAUAAAUUUAGUGCUGACCAGUACUUUGUUCCCCGGGAGGUGAAGGUGUUGUACAUAGAUCGUAUGAACUUUAAAAUCCGUUCUAUUGGGUGGGGGGAAGAAUUCAAUUUAUCCAAACACCCCCAGGGAACUGAGGUAAAAGCAAUUACAUAUUCAGCCAUGCAGGUCUGUGAGGAGGAGAAGCCUGAAGUUUUUGUCAUCAUUGAUAUUUAACAUGUGAAUGGUUACAGAAAAAUGUACUUCCAUUUUUUUGCAGUCUAAUCUGGAAGAAAA